This is a messenger RNA of Wickerhamiella sorbophila, 1179 nucleotides long. RefSeq names its product Cystathionine gamma-lyase. NCBI's taxonomy places the organism in Eukaryota, Fungi, Ascomycota, Dipodascomycetes, Dipodascales, Trichomonascaceae. Gene Ontology annotation, cellular component: cytoplasm. The coding region runs from base 1 to 1179 and encodes 392 amino acids. The record is from RefSeq and is a predicted model, not a curated record. Gene Ontology annotation, biological process: transsulfuration. The transcript has a single exon. Gene Ontology annotation, molecular function: cystathionine gamma-lyase activity; pyridoxal phosphate binding.
AUGAGCAACUUUGGAACUACUGCUGUGCACACUGGGUCGGAGCCUGACCCUAGGACUGGCGCCGUGAUCCCGCCAAUUUCGCUGUCCACGACGUUUGCUCAGGCGGCCGCGGCCCAGCCGGUUGGCGACUUUGAGUAUUCGCGCUCUGACAACCCGAACCGUGGGCAGUUCGAGCAGGUAAUUGCUGCCCUUGAGAAGGGAAAGUACGGUCUUGCCUACUCCUCCGGAUCAGCGGCUACUGCCAACAUUCUUCAGUCCCUGGCCGUUGGUGCCAAUGUCGUCUCGAUCUCUGACGUCUAUGGUGGCACCUACCGCUACUUUGCCCGGGUUGCCACUGCUCACAACAUCAAGACGAGCUGGGUCGCCGACAUCAAGAACAAUCUGGCUGCUGCCAUUACCCCCGAGACGCGCUUAGUCUGGAUCGAGAGCCCCUCCAACCCCACUUUAACUAUCACAGACAUUGCCGCUGUCGCCAAGACUGUGCGUGAGCGCCGCGAGGCUGGCCAGGAGAUUUACCUUGUUGUUGACAACACGUUCCUGUCGCCUUACGUUCAGAAUCCCUUGGAACUCGGUGCUGAUAUCGUCAUGCACUCUGUCACCAAGUACAUCAACGGCCACUCGGACGUCGUUAUGGGUGUUGUUGUCGUGAAAGACGAUGGGCUGCACGAGAAGCUCCGCUUCAUGCAGAACGCUAUCGGUGCUGUUCCCUCGCCUUUUGACAGCUGGCUCGCUCACCGCGGUGUCAAGACUCUGCACUUGCGUGCUGCGGCCGCGUCGACCAACGCUCAGGCCAUCGCCGAGUACCUCGAGUCCCAGCUCGGUGGUCUGGUCGAGAGCGUCUCCUACCCGGGCCUGAAAUCGCACCCUCAGGCUGAGCUCAUUGCUCGCCAGCACCGUAACGGCCUGGGUGGUGGCAUGAUCUCUUUCCGCAUCAAGGGCGGCGCCAAGGAGGCUUCCGACUUCUGUGCCGCCGCCAAGAUCUUCACUCUUGCCGAGUCUCUGGGUGGCAUUGAGUCGCUCUGCGAAGUGCCUGCCGCCAUGACCCAUGCGGGCAUCCCUAAGGAGCAGCGUGAGGAGUCCGGUGUCUAUGACAAUCUUGUUCGUUUGUCUGUUGGCAUCGAGGACAAGGACGACCUUGUUGCUGAUAUUGCUCAAGCCCUUAAGGCUGCCACUGCUUAA